UGACACGGCGGCCAGAAACAGCAGAACCUCUGAGCUUCAAACCCAACAAACCUCUGGAUUUAUGAACGUUUCUGGAUUUUAAACCGUCUGUGGGAACUUUUCUUUAGUUCUUUUAGCAACUUGGAGCAACAGACAGCCGACCACAGAGGAGUUUCCUCUGCAGCUCGCUGAACACAGAGGCCGACCGACCCGGUGAUGCCUCCAGGUUCUCCCGUCAGAACCGAACAUCCUCCUCACUUUCAGCCGGAAGAUGGAGUAGCCGCCUGACAGCCCGUCAAAAUGAUGGCCUCGGUGGUUGUCGGGGGCAACCGGAAGAAGUCCCUCACGUUGAGAGGGGUGGACCCGGAGACCUGCAUGAUUGUGUUCAAGAACCACUGGAUGCAGGUGGCGAAGAUUCUGGAGAAACACGAACCGAGUCGCAGCACCUCCAGAGCGCUUAGCUUUCUCUCCGGUCACCAUGGCAACAGCAGCAGCAGCAGCAGCUCCAGAGCGUUGCAGCUGGGUCCGAUCCCCGCCGACGAGGCCAGCGCCGUGCAGAACUACGUGGAGCACAUGCUGUUUCUGCUGAUGGAGGAAGAGGCGGGGCAAGGAGGAGCCAUGGGUCCCAUCCUGGAGUUCGUGGUGCUGGAGGGCGUGAUGGAGAGGCUGUUCCUGUGGAGCCUGAGGAGGCAGUUCACCGAGGACAUGAAGCUGGAGCAGCUCAGGAUGUACCAGAUGCUGCUAUCUCAGGCCAAGCAGCCGCUGCUGCACCACAAACCGGUUCUGCGGCCGCUCAUGAUGCUGCUCACCUCCUGCGCUGGAGCCGCGACUGACACCGGCGGGGUGGUGGAGGCCGAGCUGGUCCAGCUGCUGAACCAGCUCUGUGUGGCUCUGGUCAAAGAUCCGUCGGUGCUGGAACUGUUUUUCCAUACCAGUCAGGACCAGGGAGCUGCCAACUUCCUGCUCUUCUCCCUGCUCAUACCAUACACACACAGGCAGGGUCUGGUGGGCCAGCAGGCCCGAGACGCUCUGCUGCUCAUCAUGUCUCUGUCGGCCUCGGAGCCUCGAGUCGCUCAGCACAUCGCAGAAAACACAUACUUCUGUCCUGUUCUGGCCACUGGUCUGUCUGGUCUGUACUCGUCUCUUCCAGCCAGGCUGCAGGUUUACAGUGAGGACUGGCACAGCCUGGAGUCUGCAGACUGGCAGCAGGUUCCAGCUCUUGUUCAUUUCCUGCACUCACUGGACUUCUGCAGUGCUGUCACCAAGGUGGCCCAUCCCUCCAUCCGCUCCCAGUUGCUGAGUUACAUCUACAACGGAUUCCUCGUUCCUGUUCUCGCUCCUGCUCUGCACAAGCUGACCGUGGAGGAAGUGAUGACCACCACUGCGUACCUGGAUCUGUUCCUGCGCUCCAUCUCUGAGCCCGCCCUCCUGCAGAACUUCCUGUCCUUCAUCCUGCUGCAUCGUCAUGACAACGUUCACAUCCUGGACACGCUGGUCAGCAGGGUCAACACGCCGUUCCAGUUAGGAACUGUGUCUCUGGCUCUGUUCAGGACUCUGAUUGGUCUCUUCUGCGAAGACGUUAUGCUGCAGUUGGUGUUCAGGUAUCUGAUCCCCUGUAGCCACCUGAGCAGGAAGCAGCGCUGCUCCCUGAACCAGAGAGACUGCUACUCCUCCAGCGCCGCCUCCUUCCUGCUCCUCCUGCCCUCCUGGUGCCCCAUGUACCUCAACAGCAGACACUCCCUCUCAGAGCACAUCCACUGGCCUAAAGCAGCAGAUCUGUCGGUUUCAGACAGCGUUGGCUACAGCAGAGGCUCAGACUUCCUGAUGGACGUUAACUACGUCCAUUACCUCUGCGACGCCCGUCAGGCGAUCUCCAUUUCCUCCAGAGCCUGCAGGUUUUGGUCGGCGCCGUACGACGGCUUUGACCCGCCACCUCAGGAUUACCGCUCCGACACGCCAGGAGACGAUCUGGAGGACGAGGACGAAUUCAUUCAGCGGACAAAGAGCGACUCCAUCUGCUCUCUGGUCGUCCUUCGCCCUCUGUCUGCCCUCUCCCCUACGCCGUCGUCCUCGGAUACCGUCUCCCCUAGCAACCUGGCGGGCAGGGCCAGCUCCGCCAUGGAGAUGGAGUGGGACGACAUCUUCGCAGAGGAGGAUCUCUCUUCCUCGUCAGCCAUCUUUAAUGUAUCGAACGGCUUUGUGGAGUCAGACGGAUGCAGUUUUUCACCCGUUCCUCCACCACCGCUUCCCCCUCGCCACAUCCAGGAAAUGAGGCUUACCGCCACCAAGCUGGUGCGAGGCGCCUACGUAGAGGAGUCUGAGUUUCAGGACGACGUCAUUGUCUACGAUCUGGUCGCUCAGAAGGACACAACGACGGCUCUGUUUGAGCGGAUCAAGGCGGCGAACCGACAGUCGCGUGAAAGCUUCUCGAAAUCAGGCAGGACGGUGAUGGAGACGGUUAACAGCAUCAUGUCGACAAGGAGGAGGAGCGAGGAUGGAGGGAAAGAGGAAGGGAGGAAAAGUGUAGAAUGUGACAGAUCAGCGAGGAGGAAAAGCGAGGGAUUCGGCACGAAGGAAAAGGAAGAUGGAGAGCUGCAUGUUGUACUGAAUGGUUUUGAUGUAAAGAAUCUCAUCAUCAGUGAAUUUGAUGAUUCUGAUCAAGAAACUGAGUCUUUUGAACAAAACUGCAUCCAGAAUGACAUCCCAGCUUUUAACGGUCACAACCAGCCAACGCAUGAAACCGGCGUCACUCCGUCUCCAGAGACAAACAAUCUCACAAACGGACAUUUAGAACCAGAGCCGCUUCGAAUUUCAACAACAAACACCCAAAACUCAAUCCCUCCGGCCAACCGGAUCUCCAAGAACGACUUCCUGUCCCAGUACUACGAACUCAUGCUCUCUUUAGGGGUGGAGCCAGACGGUGAUGACAUCACAGACGACGUCGGUACUUUCAGGAGGCGUGUCCGAGCGUUGAGGCAAAAACUGGCAGAGGAAGAGGAGCAGCUCGUCUCUGAGUUUGGGUUUAGCUCCUCGUGGGAUGAAGCAGAGCAGGAAGGAGAGGUGGAAGCCAUGGAGGAGGAAGAGGAGGAAGAGGAGGAAGAGAAGAGUGGCAACAUGCGAGGAGGUCCAUUUACAGGUCCGUUCAUCAGCGUCUUGUUGUCCCGACUGGAGAACCUUCUGGAAAACUCCAUCGCCGUCAACCUGCUGGUGACGGGGAUCCUGGCCCAGCUGGCAUCGUACCCGCAACCUCUGCUGAGGUCCUUCCUGCUCAGCACGGAAACACACGACCAGCACAGCGUACGGACGUUAUACCAGGUGUUGGUGUCGGUGCACGCUCAGAUCGAGCGCUACGUGGAGAACAGACCUGAAUAUCCCGCUCUGGUCACCCAGGCCUGGAGGUUCCUGUUGGCUAAAGACCAGGAUGGAAAAUUUAGAGAGGCGCUCCAGUCUAAGGGCGGAGACAUCAUCCUGGAUCCGUCUCGACCCAACGGCUCGGUGAGGAACGCCCUGCCGUUGCCCCCCCUCAGCGUCUUGCCUCCCUGCCCCGCCGUCCCCCCUCAAGCCAAGAGCCGAGUGUUCGCCAUCGUCCUGUUCGCCGAGUUCCUGAAGGAGCUGGCGGCCAUCGCUCAGGAGCACAGCGUGGCGCUGGACUGCCGUUCAGAGGAAUGACACAGAAAAAUCUGCACAUCGACGGAUCUGAUCAGUGAUCAAUAGCAGAAGACUUCAUCACAAAUCAACCUGCUGGUUUAUGCAACUUAUCUGGACAAUUUCAAAAGAUUUUACUGUAAAUCUGCAUGUAAACUGUUUUUUUCUGCCUGACAGCACUUGAAAAUGUUUCCCCAUGUGAAGAUAGAUUAUAUUUAUAAAAUGUUUGGAUGGAGAUUAUUUUGAAGAUGAUUGACAUUAAAUUUUGUAUCAA
Xiphophorus maculatus (southern platyfish) is the source of this 3898-nucleotide messenger RNA. RefSeq names its product protein FAM160A1-like. Bases 280 to 3648 code for a protein of 1122 amino acids. Lineage: Eukaryota; Metazoa; Chordata; Actinopteri; Cyprinodontiformes; Poeciliidae. The transcript has 17 exons. The record is from RefSeq and is a predicted model, not a curated record.